GAAUUGGCAGUUUAGUGACUACAAAAUCUCGCUUUCGUCAAUGAAAGCCAGUGCGACCACCCCCCAGUAUGAAGGUCACUUUGCUCCUCCUCGUCCUCGUCGCACUUUUCGGUUCCGCAGCCCUUUCCCAUGUUGAGAGGGCAGGAACCAAGGAAGAGAUGCAUCGCCGCCAGUUAGAAGCUAAGGCGCGCCACCGGGCCGCCCGUAACUGCGCCCCUGCUAUCCGUGCAUUCUACGUCCGACGCCGACAAGCUCGCAGCGUCUCCGGGGAAUUUUUGCGUUCUGAGAGGGCCAUUAACGAACUUCGUCACAAAUCCAAGGGCAUUCAUAACACUACAUGUGUACUCACGCCUGAGACCACGCAGGGCCCGUACUAUGUGAAGAAUGAACUCGUCCGUCGGGAUAUUCAGCAAGGUCAAUCCGGUGUUCCUUUGAUCCUAGAUGUUGGCGUCAUGGAUAUUACUACUUGCAAACCUCUGCCUCGUGCAUUCGUGGAACUUUGGCAUACUAACGCUACAGGAUUCUAUUCUGGCUAUACUGGCUACACUCUCCCUCUACCGGCCAAUGACACCUCGCCGCCGCCUCCUCCCAAUUCCACGUUCCCUUCUCCGCCACUGUCGGAUGAACUUAACUUCCUUCGCGGCGGAUGGCCGACAGAUAAAGCAGGCGUCGUUGAAUUUCGAACUAUCUACCCAGGCUACUAUAACCAUCGAGCCAUCCACAUCCACACUGCUGUUCAAACAAAUUGGAAGGAGGCAAAGAAUGGUACUAUCGAAUCGACUGCAGGAAAUUUGUUGCACGCCGGCCAGGUUUAUUUCGACGACGCCCUCAAUGAUAAGGUUGUUUCCACGAAGGCAUACUUGAACACUACACAGCAACGCACAUAUAAUUCCCAGGAUAUUUUUUUACCAUUGCAGAACUCGGGUGGUUACAAUGCCUUUGCCGAAACUUAUCAACUUGGGCCUAAAGUUGAGGAAGGUAUACUCGCUUACAUCACUAUUGGUGUGGACCCUGCCGCGAGAUAUUCAUUCUCCAGCUCGAAUUAUUGGGUGCCCAACUAGGUUGUUCUCGAAUUUCUCUCUGUUUGAAUUGUACGGAAGGUACAUGUCUUUAAAUUGCACAAUACGUUCUCGACCCGGUUGGUAGAUCUGUGAACCGCCAAACGUCUUGGGUUUUGAUAAGCGAUGCGGAUUUCAGGCAGAUGAUAGACAUGAUUACACCGCUUGGACACCUGCACACACAU
This is a messenger RNA of Cantharellus anzutake, 1243 nucleotides long. RefSeq names its product Intradiol ring-cleavage dioxygenase. Lineage: Eukaryota; Fungi; Basidiomycota; Agaricomycetes; Cantharellales; Hydnaceae. The record is from RefSeq and is a predicted model, not a curated record. The transcript has 8 exons. Gene Ontology annotation, molecular function: oxidoreductase activity, acting on single donors with incorporation of molecular oxygen, incorporation of two atoms of oxygen; ferric iron binding. The coding region runs from base 69 to 1061 and encodes 330 amino acids.